This is a messenger RNA of Zingiber officinale, 2981 nucleotides long. RefSeq names its product putative pentatricopeptide repeat-containing protein At2g01510. Gene Ontology annotation, molecular function: RNA binding; protein binding; zinc ion binding. Bases 20 to 2458 code for a protein of 812 amino acids. The record is from RefSeq and is a predicted model, not a curated record. NCBI's taxonomy places the organism in Eukaryota, Viridiplantae, Streptophyta, Magnoliopsida, Zingiberales, Zingiberaceae. Gene Ontology annotation, biological process: RNA modification. The transcript has a single exon.
UCUUCCUGUCGCAUUUGUGAUGAAACUAUUUAAACUCAAAGCAUUUGCCUCAGUAAAUCCCAAGUCUCCCCUCAAGUCCAUUGUCAGCCCAUUCCAUGUCGAUGCUCACAUGAUCAAGACUGGCUUUGAUCUCCAAACGUACCACUCUAAUCACCACCUCCAGUCUCUGCUUGACCAGGGACAACUGUUGAGAGCACGCAAGCUGUUCGACGAAAUGCCUAUGAAGAACACUUUCACUGCCAACCGCAUGAUCUCUGGCUAUGCAAAGAAUGGCUACCUCGAAGAGGCUCGUCGACUCUUCAACUGCACGGCAGACCGCACUGCGGUCACGUGGACUAUCCUAAUCAAUGCCUACUCCCAGGCUGCCCGACCUGAAGAAGCUUUUGACCUCUUCCGGUGCAUGUGGAGAUCGGGAAUCAGUCCUGAUCAUGUGGCGAUUGUGGCGUUGCUGAGUUCUUGCAGCUCACCAGACACAUCGAGCUGCGUCGUUCAGGUUCACACGCACAUCAUUAAGUCUGGAUUAGGCAACACAGUUAUGGUCUACAAUACCAUGGUGGACUCGUACUGCAAGUGCGGCAAUGUCCGGUUGGGUAGAAAGUUGUUUAAUGAGGCACGAGAAAGGGAUUCUGUUACCUUCAAUGCAAUGCUAAUGGGUCACACAAAAGAGGGAUCCUACUCUGAGGCAUUGGAGCUAUUUGUCACCAUGAGGAAUUUGAGGCUGAAGCCAUCUCAGUUCACAUUUUCUGGAGUUCUAACCACUGCUGCUGGUUUGUCUAAUCUUGGACUAGGCCAACAAAUUCAUGGUCUCGUCAUUAAGACGAAUUUCAGUUGGAACGUGUUCGUAUGCAAUUCUUUGCUGGAUUUCUAUUCGAAGUGCUGUUGCUUAACUGAGGCCAGGGCACUAUUUGAUGGGAUGGAAGAGAGGGACAAUGUUUCUUACAAUAUUAUGGUAUCCGGCUAUGCUUGGGAUCGGCACAUUGAGGAACUAAUUGAGCUCCUUACAGAGAUGCAGUUCCUUGGUUUCGAUAGGAGUCAAUUUCCUUUUCCAAGUCUGCUAAGUGUUGCAGGAAGUCUACCAGAUCUUGAAAUGGGGAGGCAGAUCCAUGCUCAAGUGAUUCUAACAGGGUCGGCAUGCGAUAACAUUUCUUGCAAUGCCCUUGUCGAUAUGUACUCAAAAUGUGGUCAUCUCAAGACUGCUAUGUUGAUAUUCAGGAAUGGGAUAGAUAAGGACACAGUUUCAUGGACUGCUAUGAUAUCAGGCUAUGUAGAGAAUGGGCUAUUCGAAGAAGCAGUGGGACUGUUCUGUGAGAUGAGAAGAGGUGGCAUGAGUCCCGAUAGAGCUACAUUUUCGAGCAUCUUGAGAGCUGCAUCUAGUCUGGCUUUGCUUUCGCUCGGGAAGCAACUACAUUCUAACGUUAUCAGGUGCGGAUACAUGAUCGAUGUGUUUGCAGGGAGUGCAAUUCUUGACAUGUAUGCAAGAUGUGGAUACCUUAUCUUGGCUCGGAAAAUUUUCAAUGAGAUGACCAACAAGAAUAUAGUUUCAUGGAACACAAUGUUAUCUGCACACGCGCAGAACGGACAGGGUAGGGAAGCCAUCGAACUGUUUGAAGAAAUGCUUCGACAGGAUGUCAAACCAGAUUCUGUCACUAUCCUCUGUGUUAUUUCCGCUUGCGGUCACAAUGGCCUCGUCGAAGAAGGCUUACAAUAUUUUCAUUCCAUGAGCAAAUUAUACGGACUGAAGCCAAAGAGAGAGCAUUAUGCUUGUGUCAUAGAUUUGAUGGGUCGUGUCGGGCGGCUAGAUGAGGUGGAAAAACUCGUCGAUGAGAUCCCUUUCGAGGCAGAUCAGAUCAUAUGGAACUCUAUCCUGAACUCAUCUAGGAUACAUGGGAACCAAGAAUUGGCUAGACAUGCAGCUGAUCGACUCUUUAGUAUGAAUAUCAAGGACUCGGCUCCUUUUGUCAUCAUGUCAAAUGUCUAUGCUCGAGCGGGCCAAUGGGAUGCUGCUGCCAAGGUUAAGAAAAUGAUGAGGGACCGAGGACUGAGGAAGGAACCAGCAUAUAGUUGGGUCGAGAUCAUGCACAAAAUCUAUGUUUUCUCUUCCAAUGACAACAUGAACCCUCAGAUUAAUGAGAUCAAAGAUCUACUUGAUAAGUUAAGUGAGGAGAUGGAAAAGGAAGGUUAUAGACCAGAUACUGGCUGUGCAUUUCAUUUGGUGGAUGAAGAGAGCAAAAUUGUGUCCUUGAGGUACCACAGCGAAAGGCUAGCGAUUGCGUUCGCUAUCCUAAACACGGGUCCUGGAACACCCAUAGUUGUGAUGAAGAACAUACGAGCGUGCACAGAUUGCCAUGCCGCAAUCCAGGUGAUAGCCAAGAUUGUCGAGAGAGAAAUCACUGUAAGGGAUUCAAGUAGGUUCCACCAUUUCAAAGAUGGAUUGUGCUCUUGUGGAGAUUUUUGGUAGCUCCAUAGCAAAGACAUACAAAGACAUUGUUUGGUUCUUUCGUUUGUUUUUAUGACAGAAAGAGCAAAGAUGUUAUUUAAGGAUAAGAAGUCGACGAGACAAACUCCCUACCGAGAAGUCAAAAAAAGGAUUCCCCCCCCAAAAAAUAUAAAAUUACUUUAAAAAAAAUCAAUGUAAUUUGUCAUGUGACAAAAGAUGAUUCACUCACUUUAAUAUCCCAUCAGUUCAUCCCCAAGUCAACACAGAGAAAGUAAAUCAUGGAUGACUACUAAUCAUUAGUGCAGGUGGUCAAAAUAUAAGAGAAGACAUGUUCAGACAUACCAAGUUUCGACUCCAAGAUCUCAUAUGAUAACACUUCAUGUCUUAAUCAUCACACCGCCGGGAAGAGAUAACUGGCCUUUCUAAUCAUGUGUCUUAGAUGAAUAGUCAUUUUAUAUCAUCUAUGGUAUCAAUUCACAUGUAUUUUUUCGGUUACUUAUGGCAUGUAUUAUGUAUAGUGGGAAGCUUCACUAUCUUUCUAUUU